Mytilus trossulus (common blue mussel) is the source of this 1720-nucleotide messenger RNA. RefSeq lists its product as uncharacterized. The record is from RefSeq and is a predicted model, not a curated record. Gene Ontology annotation, cellular component: extracellular matrix. The transcript has 9 exons. Lineage: Eukaryota; Metazoa; Mollusca; Bivalvia; Mytilida; Mytilidae. The coding region runs from base 1 to 1698 and encodes 565 amino acids.
AUGUCAAUGUAUAUGUGUCUUUGGUUUUGCCUAGCAGCACUUGUUGCUCUUCAUACUGAUGCUAAAUCUACGCAAAAGAUACUCGUUCCUCUUAAGUCUCCUUACACUGCACCAGUAGCCUUAUCUUUAUUGGUAGUUCCUCUUAAGUCUCCUUACACUGCACCAGUAGCCUUAUUUUUAUUGGUAUUUCCUCUUAAGUCUCCUUACACUGCACCAGUAGCCUUAUCUUUAUUGGUAGUUCCUCUUAAGUCUCCUUACACUGCACCAGUAGCCUUAUCUUUAUUGGUAUUUCCUCUUAAGUCUCCUUACACUGCACCAGUAUCCUUAUCUUUAUUGGUAGUUCCUCUUAAGUCUCCUUACACUGCACCAGUAUCCUUAUCUUUAUUGGUAGUUCCUCUUAAGUCUCCUUACACUGCACCAGUAGCCUUAUCUUUAUUGGUAGUUCCUCUUAAGUCUCCUCACACUGCACCAGUAGCCUUAUCUUUAUUUGUAGAUCCUCUUAAGUCUCCUCACACUGCACCAGUAGCCUUAUCUUUUUUUCAAUUUGUUCUUCUUAAGUCUCCUCACACUGCACCAGUAGCCUUAUCUUUAUUGGUAGUUCCUCUUAAGUCUCCUCACACUGCACCAGUAGCCUUAUCUUUAUUGGUAGUUCCUCUUAAGUCUCCUCACACUGCACCAGUAGCCUUAUCUUUAUUGGUAGUUCCUCUUAAGUCUCCUUACACUGCACCAGUAGCCUUAUCUUUAUUGACACAUACUUGUGUAUCAGAAGUGCUGAAUUAUGGGCUGAUGAGGCGAUUGCUUACAAAUGAUAACUAUUUAGCAUAUCUAAAAUGUCUUACUAUAAGACAUGGUAAAAGUUUUUUCAGACAGCAGCAUAGACAAAUUUUGAAGUUCAAAAUUGUUGUUUUUGCAGGCAAACUUACAGAACCACAAGAUAAAGAUGAGGUUGUAGAUCGUGUGAAAAGAUAUACUAACGACGUAGACUACGUAUAUGUCGAUCUUGGACAAGAAGUUAAACAAGAAAUCGGAGUACCUGGUCCUCCUGGGAAACAGGGUGUUGAAGGAAUGAGAGGAUAUCCUGGCCGAGCUGGAUCUCCUGGAUCUAAAGGAGGUAGAGGAGACCCUGGAAAAACCGGACGUGUUGGACCUCAAGGGUUUAGUGGGUCUCCAGGAAGAAAAGGUGAAAUGGGACAUCCUGGUGAAAAAGGUAAAACUGGUGAACAAGGGGCUGUUGGAUCAACUGGAGAAAAGGGAAUGGAUGGAGCCCCUGGUAAAAAUGGAAAGAAUGGAUCACAGGGACCACCCGGAGAGGAUGGUAUUCAAGGAGAACCAGGUGAAAUAGGAGCUACUGGAGCCGAUGGAAUCGAUGGAGACAUUGGGCCAGAAGGACCGUCUGGUUCUACUGGACAUCCCGGACCAAAAGGAGAUAUGGGAUUAGCAGGACCAAAGGGAAAAAAAGGAAAACCUGGUAGCAAAGGAGAUCAAGGAAACAGUGGACAACGUGGAGAUUCUGGACAAACAGGUCCAUCUGGACCCACUGGUCCAAAAGGAGAUCCUGGUUCAUCAGGAUCAGGGGGUGGUGGCCAUGGAGGAGGAGGUCGAGGAGGUGGUAGAGGAGGAGAUGGAGAAGGAGUUAAAAACCCGAGGGAAAAAGAAGGAGAUGAAGUUAAGGAUCCACCAGGUGACGCACCCAUAUAGUACCGAGUGUCUUAAGUCUUAA